AUGGCGGAAGAGGAGGAGGAACUCGUUGCCUCGACGGAGAAAGUCGUCAGGACCCAGCUAAUAUUUCUAAACCUGCUAGAUACAUAUAGCAGCAAAAACAUCGGGAAGUACUUGUCUAACUGUAUAGUUGGGGCUUCACUUGAAGAAAUAGCAGAAGAAGAAGAAGAGGAUGUUGAAAGCAAGUCAGCUGGUGCAGACGGCUCAACAGCUAGACCAAAGGAAGGUGCAUUUCAAAUAGUAGGAACCCUUUCUGAUCCUGAAAGCAAGCCUCCAGAAUUCGCCUUGGAAACAUAUGUAAAUCUUUCACGAGAAGAGCUGCUGUUGCACCUACUGGAAUGUGAUGUUAUCAUUUAUAACAUCACAGAAGAUAUACCACAAGUUGAUGAAGCUAUGUGGGCUGUUUCUGCACUAAGUGAAGAAACAAGCCAUUUUGAAAAACGAAAAAUAUUUAUCUUACUAUCAACAAUGCUGACUUGGGCACGAUCCAAACCCCUUGACCCUGAUGAUCCUGAAAUUCCUUUUACUGAAGAAGAUUAUCGCAGGAGAAAACCUCAUCCUAAUUUUUUAGACCACAUAAAUGCUGAAAAAUUGGUACUAAAAACUGGAAAAAAUAACAAAAAAUUUGCGACCUAUGUAGUUGCUUCUGGACUAAUUUAUGGAGGAGAAGAAGGCAUCUUACAUUUAUUUUUUAAGAUGGCAUGGUUGGGUGAAGUCCCUACAUUACCAGUAUUUGGUAAUGGUGCAAAUGUAGUUCCAGCAAUUCAUGUCCUUGAUUUAGCAGGAGUCCUACAAAAUAUAGCAGACCACGUGCCAAAAGUUCACUACCUACUUGCCGUGGAUGAAGCUUCUCAUACACAAGAAGAUAUAUUAAAGUGCAUCAGUAGAAAUGUUGGCCCAGGGAAAGUUCAAAAAUUUGCAAAAGAAAAUGCAUUUUUAAGCAAAGAAUUAUCACAAGGACAGCUUGACCAUUUGUUAGUCAACUUGAGAAUGGAAGCUUUAUUUGUGAAAGAAAAUUUUAACAUUAGGUGGGUUGCCCAAGCAGGAUUUGUGGAAAGUAUAGCGAUUAUCCUCAAAGAAUACAAGCAAAGUAGAGGAUUAUUGCCCAUUAAGAUUUGUAUUCUUGGUCCUCCUGCUGUGGGGAAGUCAUCUAUUGCAGAAGAAAUAUGCAAGCACUACAAAUUACACCAUAUUAAAAUAAAGGAUGUGAUCACUGACGCUAUAGCAAGGCUGGAGCUUCUUGUUGCACCAAAAGAAGAACCAGAAGUAGAAGGAGAAGAAGACAAUGAUAAUGAUGAAGAAGAAGAAGAAAACUUAGAGGAGAUUCAAGAACUCUUAGAUGCAGUCAAAGAAAGCAUGGAGCAGAAUGGAGGUCGCUUGGAUGAUCAAUAUGUAAUUAGAUUCAUGAAAGAAAAACUAAAGUCUAUGCCAUGCAAAAACCAAGGUUACGUUUUAGAUGGAUUCCCAAAGACCUAUGAUCAAGCAAAAGACUUAUUUAAUCAAGAAGAAGAGGAAGAAGAAGAAGAAUCUAGAGGCAAAAUUCCUCCAUUUGAUAAGUUAACUAUCCCUGAAUUUGUUUUUGCUUUGGAUGCACCUGAUGAAUUCUUGAAAGACAGAGUAAUGAAUCUUCCUGAGGCCACUGUAGUUGGAACCCACUAUGUCCAAGAUAGAUUCUUGAGAUCUCUUAGUAAUUAUCGUGAUAUAAAUACUGAAGAUGAGACUGUUUACAAUUAUUUUGAUGAACUCGAAAUCCAUCCACAUCACAUUGAUGUAGGAAAAUUUGAACAUCUUGAGAAUAAACUUGCCAUUGGACAGAUUAUGAAAGAUGUUGGAAAGCCUCGAAACUAUGGCUUAACAGAUGAAGAAAAAGCAGAAGAAGAACGUAAAGCUGCAGAGGAACGCCUAGCAAAGGAGGCUGCAGAGGAAGCAGAGCGUGAGCAUAGGGAGGCUGUGGAAACCGCAGAAAAGAUAGCUCGAUGGGAAGAGUGGAAUAAACGACUAGAGGAAGUAAAAAGAGAAGAAAGAGAAUUACUUGAGGCACAGUCUGUUCCACUUAGAAACUAUUUAAUGACAAAUGUGAUGCCAACACUCAUGCGAGGACUGAAUGAGUGUUGUAAGGUCAGACCAGAUGAUCCUGUCGAUUUUCUGGCAGAGUAUCUCUUCAGGAACAACCCUGAAAUGGAAUGA
Molecule: messenger RNA, 2184 nt
Organism: Gracilinanus agilis (Agile Gracile Mouse Opossum)
Lineage: Eukaryota; Metazoa; Chordata; Mammalia; Didelphimorphia; Didelphidae
Gene: AK7
Product: adenylate kinase 7
Exons: 18
Coding region: 1-2184 (727 amino acids)
Biological process (GO): nucleobase-containing compound metabolic process
Cellular component (GO): cytoplasm
Molecular function (GO): AMP kinase activity; ATP binding
Source: RefSeq, a predicted model, not a curated record